This is a messenger RNA of Tupaia belangeri chinensis (Chinese tree shrew), 4627 nucleotides long. RefSeq names its product tetraspanin 2 (gene TSPAN2). Lineage: Eukaryota; Metazoa; Chordata; Mammalia; Scandentia; Tupaiidae. The transcript has 8 exons. Gene Ontology annotation, cellular component: plasma membrane. The coding region runs from base 1 to 789 and encodes 262 amino acids. The record is from RefSeq and is a predicted model, not a curated record.
AUGCACCCCAUAACUGCCAGGCAGCCUGUCAGCCUGGGAGAAGCCUGCACUGGGCAUCAGGGAAGCCCAGUUCUAAUGUCCCUCUGGGGCCUGAGGGGCUUCCAGCACUCCUCUCCCCUCUCUGAGCCUGUUCCCUCCCCUAUGAAAGCGCACACUCCCUUUCACUGUAACCUGCUGCUGUUUGCCUUCCAGCUGGCUGGCUCAGCCGUCAUUGCUUUUGGACUAUGGUUUCGAUUCGGAGGCACCAUAAAGGAUUUGUCAUCAGAGGACAAGUCCCUAGAGUAUUUCUACAUAGGGCUCUACGUGCUGGUUGGAGCAGGGGCCCUGAUGAUGGCCGUGGGCUUCUUCGGGUGCUGUGGGGCCAUGCGGGAGUCGCAGUGUGUGCUCGGAUCAUUUUUCACCUGCCUACUUGUGAUAUUUGCUGCUGAAGUAACCACUGGAGUAUUUGCUUUUAUAGGCAAGAGUGUAGCUAUACGUCACGUUCAGACCAUGUAUGAAGAGGCUUAUAAUGAUUAUCUUAAAGACAGGACGAAGGGCAAUGGGACUCUCAUUACCUUCCAUGCAACAUUUCAGUGCUGUGGAAAAGAAAGCUCCCUGCAGGUCCAACCCACAUGCCCAAAGGAGCUCCUGGGACACAAGAAUUGCAUUGAUGAGAUUGAGACCGUAAUCAAUGUUAAGCUCCAGCUCAUUGGAAUUGUCGGUAUUGGAAUUGCAGGUCUCACGAUCUUUGGCAUGAUAUUCAGCAUGGUCCUUUGCUGUGCAAUACGAAACUCACGAGACGUGAUAUGAAGUUACUUCUGCGUGAAAAUUGCAAUGUAGAGCUUUUAUACUAAAUGUCACAGGAGCUGUCUUCCAGCUGGUUUUUAAUAUUCAGAGGACGUUCGGAUCUAAAAUAAUUUGCUGUCAAUUGUACUUUUGCACAUGUAUGUAUGUCUGGCUCAGUGCUGGUUUACUCCUGGAGUGAAUGCCUGUGGAUGUUGACUGAGAGCAUAUUCACGUGUGAUCUGUGUGUUUCUGGUAUAUACAUAACUCAGAAUGAAAUCUGUUUGCUGGGAAUUCCUGAUUCUUGUUAUAUAAGAGUAAUAACCUAUUUAACUCCCAGAAAAAGAUCAAAAAGUUUUGAGAAACUUUUAAAAUGUGACUUUUUAGAGAAAGCAGAAUGGGUUAGUUUCUCAGACUCUCUCUUUAGAAAAUUAUAUACAGAGAAUUCAGGGAUUUCUAGUUAAUAGAAGCAAUAAGCUAGAGGAAGUGAGAGAUCACAGUGGAGUGUUAAAAUUGUCUGAGUUCGAUGUAAACGUUUCCUGGGAUUUUUUUUAUAUACAUGCUCUCCCCAGAAUACAGUAAACCACAGUUUUAGAACUAAACACAUCUAUAAAACUAAAUAUAGCAUGGAAAAUCUAAUUUGAAUAAGUCAUGCUUUCCCAGUAUUUCAAAACAAAACAAAACAAAAAAACUUUUCUUUGAAAAGAGUAGUCACUACGACAAUCAUGUGCCCUAAGUAAGUGAAUGUUUUUAGGACUAAAAAAUAUAAAAUAACAACUUUUUAAGGAAAUAUUUUUGUUCUUAUACAAAAAUAUGUAAAUAUUUGCUUUAUUACUUUACUUUUCUGACUCUGCUCUGUACUACUGUUAACCCUCACAUUCUUAAAAGGGCUGUUGUCUCAAACUUCUGUUUUUCUAAAGCUAAGGACAGAAAGACUAAAGCAAGAGAUUCGAUAGCUGCAAAUUGUGGGAAGAAUUUCUCUAGCACUGUACCUUUGAAAUACCUCAUAACUUGAGUUUACGAUUUUCCAAAAUUUUUUAUACUUUUCUUAUUUAUUCACUUAGAUAAUUCUUCAUAAAUUAAAAACUACAGUUUUCACCACUUAAACAAAUUCCCUUAUAAUUCAAAUACUAUGUUUAUCCUUAGCCAAACCAAAAUAAACAAAGAAGAGCAUCUUUUCCUAGGGUAUACACACAACAGAAAAAAGUUGAGGAAAUAAAAAUAAUUAUAUGUACAUACAUGAAUAUGUUCUUUCUGUGCAAAACUCCUAUAAAACAAAAAUUUCAGGGUUAUUUUGGUCUUAAUGAUUGAUUUUAAAUAUAUAAACUCACAUUUAGGGUCUAAGCUGGCAUAUUUGUCAGUGAUUUUUCAAAGCUUUUAUAAUCUUCUUUUUUAGAUAGGGUCUUGCUCUGUCACAGUCCUCCUGCCUCAGCCUUCCAGGUGUCUGAGAUCCCAGGUGCAUGCCACCACCACCUGGCUGUUUCAGGCAGGGCCUCAUUAUGUUGCCCAGGCCAGCCUCAAGCUCACAGUCAUCCUGCCACAACCUCCCUCUGUCACUAGGAUUCCAGAUGUGCCAGCUUUCUUAGUCGUUAGGCUGAAAGGAUUCAAACACCCAGGUCUCCCAAUAGCCUCUCAGCAGCUCAUGCCACCACAACUAGGCCCAUCAGUCAUUUUUAACUUGUAAUAUUUUAUAAAUCAUGGAUUUUAAAAAAUUACAUUGUAAAAGACCACACAAAAGUGAAAAUAUAGGGGACUUUAGGGACCCCCCCAAGUGAGCAUCUUAUACACCUGAGAAAGCAAGUCUUUGAGUACACACUAAAGGAAACUAUCAUGCUUCCAAGAAAUGUUUACAAAACAUUUUGCUGAAAAGCCAUAACUGCUUGAAUAAUCUCACUAACAUAAAGAACCAUGUUUCUCUUUCUGCCACACUUACUACUGCUAUCAUUGGAUAAAACAUAUCUAGGAAAAAAAGGUAGAUUGGAAGGGACUACACACAGUCGUGUGUGGCAAUUUUGCUGUGUUUGUAAGUAAAGAAAAGAUUAUUUUAAGAAAAUUAUUUCAUAAAAUAGAUGUCUGUAUCCCAGUAGUUGAGAAAUGGAAUAAACAAAGAAUAGUCUCUCUUAGCAGCUUUAGUUCAACUGUCCACUUGAAGACAGGAAACAGGCCUAAGUGCAUACUCAGAAUCCUUCCAGCCCAGAAUCAUCUCUGAUCACACAAAAGUGAGUUUCAUUCCUAUCUGAAUUAACAGCCUUAAGAAAGACUACAAGAUUUUAAAAAAUAAGAGUAGAAAUAAAUUAUUUUUAACAUUUUUUAAAAAGUAAUCUUUUUUUCCUCCUCAAGAGAGACAGAGACAGUGAGAGAGAAUCCUAACAGAGUCUUCACACCAUGAUCCACUCCUAAAUCCAGUCAUGUACCCAGCAUGCGAAGGGAGGUCCCCAGAUUUGAACUGAGGACCUUUACUAGGUCCAGCUGAGUUACUGCUGAAUCACUACCUGGCACCCAAAAUAAAUUAUUUCUUAUUUUUUUAAUUAAAAAAUAUAAGAGUAGAGAUCCGUCCAUAUAUAACUGAUGUGCCCCUUUUGGGGACAAGCUAGCUUUCCAAAACAUGUGCCAUGAAUAAAAUUAGAGAAUUCCACCAUGGAGUAAGAGUAGAUUUUAUUUAUAUUUAUAUAUCUAUACACACACAUAAAAAUAAAUAUAUAGGUAGAGAUAUGUAUGUGUGUGUGAAUAGAUAUAGUCAUAUCUAUACAUAGAAACUCAUAUAUUCCCUGUAUAUCUUGAAUCUAUAUAUAUAUAUCUUGAAUCUAUAUCUUUUGAAAUAUGUAUACAUGUAUGUGUGAAUGUAUAAAUGUGUGUGUAUAUAUAUGUUUGCACACACUUCUACAUUUUCAAUUACUUGUUUACCUGAACUAACUUGAGAUUAGACCCACACAUUUUCUUAAGUUUCCAGUGCCAAGGCACUGAAUCAAGACUUCCUAAUGAUGAAGUAUUUUAAGUUAUUUCAAAUUAAAUUUUCUAUGUACUGCAAAUUGCUUGUUUGAUUUAUCUUAAAGUCAUCUUAUUGUAUCUUUCUACACAUCUUCAAACAGCCAACCUAACUGUCCAACUGAUCAACUCAAAGAAUAUGGUGAAAAAUUAGUGGUAACCCUUCUAUAAUGUUAGUAUUGGGAGGAUGUCUUAAAAGCAAUACACUAAGGAUUUUCAUUGCAUAUACUUGUAUUUUAAUUACUGUUUUUUAUCUGAAUUUAUCUGUUUUCUCCAGAAUAGUUCCUUUGUUAUGUGGGAUUCGAUCUGUAAAAUUGCACAGGGAUGCAGGGUCCAGUGUGGUCCCACACACAGUCAGCAACAGUAGUCACUCUCCUUUCCUCAUCAGCAGUGCUAACAGGUUUGGUUAAGUUUCAGUGGGGCUGGUAGGAAGAUGGCAUUGAAGAAGACAACAUGAUUUCCUUCCUGAAAUAAGUUUAUUAAAGAUUAAAAGAAAGAGAUGCUCUCCUGUUUUUGGUAAGAUAUGGUUUUCAUGACCCCAACAGCCUCCACUGGGGCCUCAGUAGAUGUAUCACACCCCUUCUUUCCUGGUUCUCAGCCCACUUUGACAUUCUUUGACCACCAGUUCCUCAAUUUCAGCAACUCCAGGUUCCCCACCCCUAAGAGGAAGCACUUAUGGGUCCUUAAAGCUACUAGAUUAAAUGCAUCAUCUUAGUUUAUACUCAUCAAAAUCAAAUUUGUGUUAAGGUAUAUUUUUAAAAGAACAGAGGUUUUUACUUUCUUUCAAUAUGGCUUCAUUUUUUAUUAUAAAAUGUACCUGUAAAAUAUUAGAUAUAUUAUAAUAGGUGUCCUUGGAAGAUAAAAAGACUAUACCAAUGCA